Molecule: messenger RNA, 483 nt
Organism: Trichomonas vaginalis G3
Lineage: Eukaryota; Parabasalia; Trichomonadida; Trichomonadidae
Product: KilA, N-terminal/APSES-type HTH, DNA-binding family
Exons: 1
Source: RefSeq, a predicted model, not a curated record
GCUGUUGCAAUGUGGGCUUCGCCUCGUUAUGCUUGGAAUAUUUACAGACUUCUUGACGAAAUUCAUAGACAAGAACGUGAAGAGCUAGAGAACAAGCUUGAAGCAAAAGACAAAAGCAUUCAGAAAAGAAUACCACGUUCGGUACCAAAAGGAAAGGAAAAGAACUAUAAGUAUAUGAUUUAUACUGAAGAGAUGGAAAAUGAAGAAGAUAAAGAUAUGGUUAUGUUGCAUUUAGUCAGAAGAAACAACAAAAGCUUUUACGACCUUGCUAAGAUUUACAAAUCUGACAGAAAUUGGUUCUAUCGCGAAAACUUACCGAUUUCAAUGACCCCAAAUGAAGAUGUGAAACAAAUAGUUCAAGAUACGUUACCUCAAACACACUAUGAUAUGAAAGGUUGUACAAUACUUACAUUCAAAGAAGACUUACCGCUACUGAAAGAAAAAAUAACAGAGUAUUUUGACAACUUCAAACAAGUAGGGUAG